AUGUCAAAGAGAAGAAUUCACACUUUUCGAGAUGAUAACGAACUUCCUAGAGGAGAAGAAAUCUCCAAACAUCUCCUCAAGGCAAUUCAAGAAUCAAAGAUAUCAAUAGUUGUCUUCUCAAAAGGCUAUGCUUCUUCUAGAUGGAGUCUUAACGAACUUGUAGAGAUUCUUGAGUGCAAAAAUAGCAAUAUUAAUAAAAUUGUUCUUCCGAUAUUUUAUGACAUUGAUCCUUCAAAUGUUCGAAAACAGACAGGCAGUUUUGCAAAAGCAUUUGAUAAACACGAAGAACAAUUUACAGAGAAGGCAAAGGAGUGGAGAAAAGCUCUUGAGGAGGUCGGAAAUCUAUCUGGAUGGGAUCUCAAUGAUAUGGCAAAUGGGUAUGCUUUUUCUUUUUAUAGUUCACUUGUAGGCAUCACUAUGAAGUCAUCAAUCCAAGGCUUGUGA
Messenger RNA from Dovyalis caffra, 444 nucleotides. Lineage: Eukaryota; Viridiplantae; Streptophyta; Magnoliopsida; Malpighiales; Salicaceae. The record is from the annotation of a GenBank genome assembly.